CUAAGCAUUCAAAGCGCCACCUUUUUCAUUCCGUCUCACACAUGGGGUCCAAGCCAGCGGCUGCUCAGCGAUCGCCGGAGCUGAAGCCGGAAAACCCUCGCAUUCCCCCUGUGCAGCAGAAAGAGGUUUUGUUAUUUGAGUGGUGGUUAAUGAAAGCUGAGAGGGAUUACAAUGGGAGGAGGCUGACUGUCGGCGGAUUCACUAAAAGGGGGGAAGCUGUGGGAAUUUUUAGAUCUGCCCCUAUUAUCAAACGUCACGACCACUGCACUCUCGAAACAGCAGAUGGAAUCAACAUAAAAAUUCAGGGUACUAUCAACAAAACUCGCACUAUCGAUAACGGGUUCCCUCUUGAGGCUUGCAAUGCUUUCCUUUUUGGAUUUCCUACUGCUUGGGAUAAAUUUACUGAGGAGUCCUCUGGGAACAAAUCUUCCAACUGGAGAAAUUUGGAACACCAGCCAAAGAAUAUAUUUGACCCGUCAUUCCAGCAGAAAACUGUCUUGCUGCGGAAUUGGUGGUUGAGGAAAGCUGAGAAGGGGUCUGAUGGAAUCAGAUUAGCAGUCGGCGGGUUCACCGAAUGUGGGAAAGCUAUGAGACUUUUUGACUCUUCCCCAAUUACCAAACGUCACGAUGCUUACACUCUUGAGACCUCAGAUGGGAUCACCAUAAGGAUUGAGGGAUUUAUUAACAAAAAACGCACUCUGGAUAACGGGUUUCCUCUUGAGGCUUGCAAAACAUUCUUGAUUGGUUUCCCUACUACUUGGACCGAUUUCGCCAAUGGCUCCUCUUGCGAGAAAUUGUCACAUGCUGAUAUUCCUGUGAGUGCUUCCAUGGGUGCUGAGUGGUCCAAGGAUCUUCUUGGACUUCCAGUUAAAUCGGAGAACACAAUUCUUAACAAUGAUCCUUCUACUUCGCUUCGUGAUUCCGACACAGGAUUCCUGAAUGCUAUACGCAGAUUCACUGCCUGGUUAUCAAUUUAUAAUAAUAUUCUACUGCAAGAUAAUGAAAGUUGUGGAGCUAAUAUGAGAGAUGUUCAUACUGAAGGAGCAGGCUGCCUUAAAGAUGAUUUACAUGUUGGUGCACCGGCACAAGAGGAAUCUCUCAAUCAUGAGAAACGGGAUGUUAUUAAAGAUGCAGCAUCAACCAUUUGUAAGAAAUACAAUGGAAAUGCAAAAGUAAGACCAGGUUUGCCAAAAGUAGAAAAUUUUCAAGUAGAAGAGCAGAAUAAUGCCAAGUUCAGAGCUAAACCUGUUAGAAGAAGUCCUAGAUUGAAGUCAUUAAACUCUAAAAAUGCUUGUGGAGAAUUUCAAGAUAAUUCUAUGUUCUUUAGCGGGACCAAUGAUGUAAACUGUGCUAACUUGGUACCUGAAGGAUCUAAAACUUGCACUAUAAGUCAUCCUACUGACACUUUAGCAGAAGGAUGCUCCUCAUCUCCAAUUAUAUGUGUAGAAGCUCAGAAGCUUGUCAAAUCUUUAGCCAAACCUGUUAGAAAAAGUGAGACUAAUAACACAAAUAAUGCUAACUUGUCAACUGACGGACCUGAAACUCAUGCAGUAAGCUCAGAAAGCCCCUUAUCUCAAACAUCUAGUAGCAUUCUCUUGCCAUCAGUCAGGCUGUUUUCAGAAGAAAAUCAAGAUGGCCAUCAACAUUCUAUUAACAUGGGUUUAGGGAUUACUCAAACCUCUAACUCUACUUCCAAAUAUGGCUUCUGUGAUGAUUCUGCCUCAACGGCCUGUUUGGGGCAAAAUUUAAAUGAUAAAAAAAAUUUAUUCUCUGAUGGUUUAGCAGGAUUAGUUGAAGUAACUCCUGCAAAUUCUAAAGUUAUAAUAACUUCACAAACUACGGAAAAAAGGAUUUUGAGGUGUAGUAGGACAAAGAAUGAUGAUCAAACUACCAGGAGCAGAAUGAAGGUCGAGCAGAAUGGGUCUAGAAAUCAGUCAUCUUGUACUAGUUUUAAAGAAAAGGCAAAAAAUGUUGAAGUUUCAACAGUGACUGAACAAGCUGCAGAUAAAGCAUCGCAUAAUAUGAGAUUCAGAACAGUUUGGGUAUCAAGCUAUAAAGAUUUUCAUGGUACACCAAUUACUCGAUCUAAGGAGAAAAAAUCAACUAUUACUACGCCUGAUUCAUCAAAUUUAAAGAGAUCAAGAUCAGGCCGAGUACUUAUUCCAAGGUUAGACUGUUCCAUCAGGGCUGUGUAUGAACCAGAUGGUUCAUUUUUUGGAACUGCUGCUGUGGGUGGCUCAUGUGGUGGAACUGCUGGCUCGUUGAUUUCAACUUCACCAUCCAAAGGGAGUGGAAAAUCGCUUCAUAGAAAGAAGCGUAAGAGGCAGCCAUAGAAGCCUCUUCCCAGGUAGCAGAGACCAGAACUCUGCUGCUGCUGCUGCUGCUGCUACUGCUGCAUGAUUUAAGGGUAAAUUUUGUGCAUACCACACAAUUCUCAUUUAUUGGCAUAUAUAUCACUUAAAGUUUAAUAUUUACUCUUUACGUCUUGAUGUCAUGAACUUAAAAUGUGUAUAUAUGUCACCUUGUUUACAUGCAGAUCUUUAAAUAUUUAAGAUUAUAUCAAAAAUAGAAUUACUACUUUUAAAAGUGAAAUGCACAUUUUCAUUCAAAGUCUUAUGGCACUGAAGUCUAUGGUAAAUAUUAAACUUUAGGUGAUAGAUUUGUAUAUGCAUAAGAAAUGUGUAGUAUUGAUGCAAAUUAUCUCUCAAGGUGUGUUUGGGGCGGCAGUGUGGUGGUGCAUCAUGUUUUUUUUUUAUUUGUCAAAAUUCGUUUUUGCCUAUUUUUUUUUAGAACUGCAGCUGAAAUCUGUGUUUUACCACCGGAUCUAGCUAUAUGUAGAACUGCUAGAAAGUUGCGGUUGAACUUUUUAUUUUUAUUUUUUUGGUUGUAACCGCCGUACUUUUUUCACUGUAGCAACUUCACAGCUGCAACUGCC
Molecule: messenger RNA, 2935 nt
Organism: Phalaenopsis equestris
Lineage: Eukaryota; Viridiplantae; Streptophyta; Magnoliopsida; Asparagales; Orchidaceae
Exons: 14
Coding region: 42-2333 (763 amino acids)
Source: RefSeq, a predicted model, not a curated record